UUUAGAGGAGGUUUCCCUUCAUGUAGCUAUUGGUGGCCGCCCUUCUUCCAAGGGCUGGCCUUGUCUGCCCCCCUUCCGCUGCUGUGUCCGAGGGCACCGUCUAGCCAGGGGACACUAGCACAGCAGCACUGGUUGGUUUGUUUCAGUGGGUGUCUGGGAGCAGCUAGGAAGGAAUGGAGAGGCUGGGGGGAGCUGUGCCAGCAGCUAGGUUCUCUCAUCUGCCCCUCUAGAUGCAGCUAAGGGAAAGGCAGCCUGAUUUCUCUGCCUGGAGUUGUUCUUGCCCUAGGAGUAGGGAGAGCUGGAGCAAUUCUCAGUUCUUUGGAGGGGGGGGCAGGCAAAUUGGAGAGAGAGCAUUUUCCCAGGAAGGAAUCCCACAAAGGUUUGGGCAGGAGCAGAGGGAUUGCCUGUGCAUUGGACGGCGCCCAGGCCAUGCACCGCACAGCAGGUCUCCUCCUGGGGCUUUGGCUGCUUUUGGCCCCUGGCCUUGGAGAGCCCAUCCCCCAUUCUGGAGGGGUCACCUUGGCCUUUGUCUUUGAUGUCACUGGCUCCAUGCACGACGACCUGGUGCAGGUGAUAGAUGGAGCAUCCCGGAUCUUGGAGAGGACACUCAGCAGGAGCACAAAAGCCAUUAGCAACUAUGCGCUUAUCCCCUUUCAUGACCCAGUGGUUGGACCGGCGAUCCUCACGGCAGAUCCUGAGGCUUUCCAGCGAGAGCUCCGCAGUCUCUAUGUUCAGGGUGGAGGGGACUGCCCGGAGAUGAGUGUUGGAGCCAUCCAGCUGGCUGUGGAGGUCUCGCACCCGGGAUCCUUUAUCUACGUCUUCUCGGACGCUCGGGCCAAAGACUACAAGCGCAAGGAGGAGUUGCUGCAGCUCCUGCAGCACAAACAGUCCCAGGUGGUGUUCGUGCUAACGGGAGAUUGCGGGGACAGAAGCCACCCUGGGUACCGAGUGUAUGAAGAAAUUGCUGCUACCAGCUCUGGGCAGAUAUUCCAUUUGGAUAAACACCAGGUGAAGGAGGUGCUGAAAUGGGUGGAAGAGGCUAUCCAGGCCUCCAAAGUCCACCUGCUGUCCACAGACCACGAACGGGGGGGAGAGCACACCUGGCGGGUGCCCUUUGACCCCAGCCUGAAAGAAGUCACCAUUUCCGUGAGCGGCCCUGCUCCGGAGAUCGAAGUCAGGGAUCCGGCAGGCAAGAUCCUUCAGAAGGGCUGGGGCCUGGAAGAACACCUGGACAUCCCGAACUCCGCCAAGGUGGUGACGGUCAAACCCCGCCAGCCAGGAGUGUGGUCAGUCAAGAUCCAGAGCAGCGGCCGCCACUCGGUGAGAAUCACUGGUGUCAGCACCAUCGAUUUCCGAGCCAGCUUUUCCUCCCAGCCUACGUUCAACCUAAGCCAUCCCAGGGAACGGCCAGUGCAUGGGCUUCCUACUUCUGUCCUGAUUAACUGCACUGGCUUGGAGUCCCCAGGACACCUGAAGGAUGUGGAGCUGUAUAAUAGCUCUGGCCAGCCUGUCAUCUCCUUGCCAAUGCGGCGUUUCUCCAAUGGCUCCUCCAAUCAGCUCUGGGUGGGACCCCAAUUCCAGGCACCCACAGAAAGCUUCUUGUUGAAAGUGACAGGGGAAGACCCAGAUGGGCACCCAUUGCAGCGUGUGUCUGGAGUCGCCUACACCAGUGUGGUCCCAGGUGAGUGAUUGUUUUGUAUGGUCCCAGCUGGAUGAGGUUUGGAGCUGUUGGUCACGUGCUCUGCCAAGAGUGAGAUCCCCUUCCGACUGAAGCUGAGCCGGGGAGGGGAGAUGCUUGGAAAGGAUCAACUUUUCAUGGAUUCUGGGACCAGCAGCUGGGAGAUCCCUGUGGUUUCCGGAAGCGAUGAAGGUUUUUAUGAGUGCACGGCUGUUAGCAAAGCCGGGGCGGCGCGAGCUCGUGGCUAUCUCUCUGUCACAGAGCCGCCUCCGUACCUGGUGCCCUCCGGGAACAUCACAGCAUUGCCGGGAGAAGGAGUGGUCAUGUCUUGCCUGGUUUCAGGAGACCUUGCUUAUAAUCUGACUUGGAGCCGUGAUGGGAAGGUGCUGCAGCCAAACGAGGGAUGGGUGAGGAUCCUGCAGAACCUCUCGCUAGAGAUUGUCAGCGUCCAAUUGGGUGAUGGUGGUCAGUACGAAUGCACUGCCAAUAACGGCCAUGGGACAGCUAAUGCUUCCAUCUGGCUCUUUGUUCAGGAGGCCCCUCGGGUGAGGGUUGCCCCAAGCUCACAGUCGUUCUCCAGGGGUGGAGAGGUGAGGCUGAACUGCACUGCGAAGGGCCACCCUGCGCCCCGAAUCUCCUGGAAACGAUGGGACCGGGCCCUGGAAAAGGACGGCAGGUUUCUCAUAGAUGCUCAAGGCACUCUGAUUAUUAAAGAGGCGGUUCCUGAGGAUGCUGGGAAUUACAGCUGCUUUGCUGCCAGUCCGAUUGGAUGGGACGAGAAGACAGUAAUGUUAGAGUACACAGAAUCUCCCCACAUCGCUGCGGUGACCCCUGUGGUGCAGGCUCGGCUGGGAGAAGAUGCAGUGCUGGAGUGCCACAUUUCUGGAGUACCCCUUCCCCAGAUCACAUGGUAUAAAGGGGAACAGGAAGUGGCAACUUCUCCGCCCGGUGCUCAUCGCGCGAUCCUGCAGCUCCAGGCAGUGCAAGCCGAGGAUUCAGGAGAGUACAUCUGCAAGGCUGUCAGUGAGGCGGGGGUCUCCUUUGAUGGCAUCCAGCUGGAAGUUGGCUCUGCCCCUGCGUUUUCAGAACGCCCGCAGGAUGUGUCUGUUGCGGUGGGGAAGCCUCCUCCGCUGGUUUCGUGGUCCAGACGAGACGGCCAACCAGUCACUGUCCAGUCUGGUCUGUUGAGGAGUUCCAGUCAUAUGGCAUCUGAUGAACUCUUCAUGGAAAGUGUGUCACUGGAUGACCAGGCCGUCUAUGUCUGCGAAGCACAGAAUGUAUUUGGGAAGAUCCAGGCUGAGGUCAAGCUCAUGGUCACCGGACAUGUUGCCCCAGAGAUAGCUAUCGGGGCCCCCGUGAUCCAUGCCCGGGAGGGUCAGCUCGUCUCACUGCCAUGUGUAAUCCUGGCUGGGAAACCUCUUCCAGACCGACACUGGCUGAAGGAUGGGCAGCCGGUCAUACCAAGCAGUCGCCAUUCUGUACGCGCAGACGGAAGUUUCCAUAUAGACCCGGCAUUCCAGGAGGAUGCUGGGAAAUACACCUGUGUGGUCACCAACACUGUUGGCUUUCACCGUCAAAACGUGACUCUCGUCAUCCACGUUCCACCCAGCAUUCAGCCAAGCCCUGCGCUCUACACCACCGACGAGGGGGUGGCUGUAGCCCUGCCUUGUAAUGCCAGUGGAGUUCCUGCCCCCACCAUUGUCUGGACAAAGGAAGGGGAGCCCCUUUCCUCCCGGAGCCCCCACUACCACAUCUCCAGUGACGGGAGCCUCCUGAUCCCCCUGCCCUCUGCUGGAGAGUCGGGUGUCUACGUCUGCACGGCCACCAACCUGGGGGGCUCUGCCCACCAGGAACUCCAGCUCUCUGUCAACACUAAGCCCAGGAUUAGCAGCAACAGAUCGCAUGAGUCAACGGGACCAAUAAGGAUUUCAGCCGUGGUUGGGCAGGAAAUGACACUGCCCUGUGUCGUUCAAGGGUACCCAUCACCGCUGGUCGUAUGGACACAGGAAUCUCGGGCACUGCCUCUUACCACAGGAAGGUACAGCAUCCUCCCUUCAGGCUCCCUCCGAUUGGCUGAGCCCAGGGUGACUGACAGCGGCCUUUAUACCUGCAUGGCAAUGAACCCAGCUGGGAACACCUCGCUGAGCUACCACCUGGAAGUCCAAGUGCCUCCUCGCAUUCAGCCAGGCCCCAAGGUUCUGAAGGUGCUAGUGGGUCACACGCUGGACCUGCCCUGCCUGGCUCACGGCAAUCCAGUCCCCAAGCUCCGAUGGACCAAAGAUGGCAGCCCGCUGAGGGUGGGCGACCAGGAUUUCCUAGAGGGGCCUGAUGGGGCCAUCAGCAUCCUGGACGUGCGGGUCUCUGAUGCAGGGUGGUACCGGUGCGUUGCGGCCAGCAGCGCUGGAGACGAUGCCAUUGAGCUUGUGGUGGAGGUGCUGGAGCCCCCCCACCUGAACGACAGUGCAGAUGUCCUGCUAGAACGAGUACUGCAUGAGAAUGUCACUCUUCCCUGUGCAGUGAAAGAGUCACAAACGGGACCAAAUAAACCAUUAGGGCAACUUGUGUCCCCUCCAGAGCCCCCCCACCUGAACGACAGUGCAGAUGUCCUGCUAGAACGAGUACUGCAUGAGAAUGUCACUCUUCCCUGUGCAGUGAAAGGCGUGCCGAAGCCGUCUGUCCUGUGGCUGAAGAAUUCUGCCGAGCUCUUGGGCAGCUUCCCACGUCCCUUGGUGCUGGAGGAGGGCUCCUUGGUGAUCGUCUCCGUGCUGCCCAGCGAUAGUGGAGACUACACGUGCUGGGCAACCAACGAGGCCGGCUCUGUGCAGCGGAGAGUCAAGCUUGUGGUUUAUGCACCCCCUGAGCUGAGAGGUGGUGGCCCUCAGAGGAAUGUUUCCAUCCUGGCCGGCCAGCCCCUGACGCUGGACUGUGAUGUUUCUGGCAUCCCAGCUCCUACUGUCACAUGGUACAAGGAUGGGCAGUUGCUCACAGAGGGUGGCAGCCUCCGCUUCCUCAGUGGAGCACAGUCCGUCCAGUUCCACAAGGUGCGGCAGGAGGACUCAGGGUCCUACGCCUGCAGAGCUGUGAACAGGGUCGGUGAGGCCCAACGACACUUCCACAUCCUCGUUCUUGUCUCGCCCGUGGUGUAUGGAUUGGGGUCGCCCCCCGACGUGUCAGUGCUGGUGGGCUCUGAGGUGGAGCUGCAGUGUCGGAGCACGGGCGUGCCACCUCCCCAGGUGGAGUGGAUGAAGGAUGGCCAGCCUCUUGACCUGCUGGACUCUCGGAUCCAGCUCCUGGAGCAGGGACAGGUGUUGAGGAUCCAGGGCAGCCAGCUGGAAGACCAAGGGAGGUACCAGUGCCUAGCCUUCAACCAGGCUGGCCAGCAAACCAAGACUUUCCAGUUGCAUAUUUACACACCACCCACCAUCCUGGGGUCCAGCGAAAGGGCAGAAGUCGUGGCCCUGCUCAACCACCCCAUCGGGCUCCAGUGCGAGGCUCGGGGCUCACCGGCUCCCAGCAUCACCUGGUUCAAAGACAAGCGCCCCAUCGUCUCCAGCGCCCGGGCAGCGUACACCAGUGGGGGGCGGGGCCUGCAGCUCGGCCAGGCCCAGCUGUCUGAUGCGGGGCUCUACACCUGCCGGGCCACCAACCCUGCGGGGGUGGCAGAGAAGGCUGUGAGGCUGGCGGUGUAUGUGCCACCGGAUAUUGACGGCAACAGCCAAGCAGGCCAAACUGUGGAGGCAGCAGUGGGCCAGCUGUUGGCGUUGGAGUGUUCAGCCAGCGGCCAGCCCCCACCUGCCCUCUCCUGGCUCAAAGACGGCCUCCCGUUGGCCGAAAGCAACGGGACACAGCUCCUGGGAGGCGGUGCGGUGCUGAGAAUCGAGAGUGUCUCCGAGGGCUCAGGAGGGAGCUAUACCUGCUUAGCUAGCAGCCCAGCAGGGCAGAAGGCGAGCCACUAUUGGGUGGUCGUUCGGGCUCCUCCCCAGCUGCUGAUUGGCGAAGGGGAAGGUCAUGUGAUAGCAAUGGUGAAUGACUCCCUGAGGAUUCCCUGCCAUGCCACUGGCUUCCCUGCUCCCGCGGUCCAGUGGCUGAAGAAUGGCCAGCCAAUCGGCGAGCUGGAUGGGGUGGUGAAGGCAGAGGACGGAAGGGAGCUUUGGAUUCCCCAGGUGGGGCUCCGCCAUGAAGGGCUCUAUGCCUGCGAAGCCAGCAGCGAGGUGGGCGGAGCCAGAGCUGAGGUGCAGGUGUCCGUGCAAGAGCGCCCGUCGGUCAGCGUCGUGGGCGGAGAGGAGGUCAGCGUUGCCUUUCGUCACUCGGUGGAGGUUCAGUGCCUGGCCACCGGUGUCCCGGUGCCCAGCCUCAGCUGGUGGAAGGAUGGGAUUGCUCUCCAGGCAACAGGCAGCCUUCUGCAGAUCACAAAGGUGGACGUGGCGGACGAAGGGGUUUACUCGUGUGUGGCGACGAACCCUGCGGGGGAGGGGAGGCGAGACAUCACGGUGAAGGUGCUGGUGCCUCCGAACAUUGAACCUGGAGAGGUGAACCAGACCGUCCCUGAGAACUUCCCGGCAUCCUUUGAGUGCCUGGCCUCUGGAAUGCCCACUCCGAAAGUGUCCUGGUACAAGGGGCCCCAGCUUCUCUCAGCCAGUCCAGGCCUCGUCCUGUUGGGUGAUGGGAGGCGCCUGCGGAUCGAGCGGGCUCAGGUCUCAGAUGCAGGGAGCUAUCGCUGCGUGGCAUCCAGUGUGGCGGGCAGCAGCCAGCUCCAUUACAGUCUGCAGGUGACUGUGCCUCCCCGGAUCACCUCUGGCCCCAGCUUUGUCACUGCCGUGCCGAGCGAGCGGGUGGAGCUGGCGUGCAAAGCUACAGGGAUCCCUGCCCCCACGCUGGUGUGGCUGAAAGACGGCAAUCCUGUUUCCAGCGCGGCGCCCAGGGAACUGCAGAUCCUGUCUGGUGGACGCAUCCUCUCCCUGCCCAGCGUGCACACCUCGGACUCGGGGACGUACUCUUGUGUGGCCAUCAGUGCUGUGGGAGAGGAUAGGUGGGAUGCUGUCCUGCAGGUGCAAGCGCCCUCAAAUGGCCUUGGUGAGGAGCGGAAUAUGUCAGUCGUCGUCAACCGGACUGUGACCCUGGAAUGCCAGAGCCGUUCCGCCCCCUCUCCUGUGCUCCAGUGGCUGAAAGACGGGCACCCUCUCCCGCAGGACCCCAGAGCUCGACUCUCUGCAGAUGGGGCCAUUCUCCAGAUAGAGCACGCUCAGGCGCACGACGCGGGGAGAUACACGUGUGAGGUGCUGAGCCGCUUGGGCCGGUCAGCGAAGCACUACAACCUCAACGUCUGGGGUAAGAGCUCUGCACCCCACCAGCCAAGUGUUCUCCAGACAUGGGAGGGGGACAAAGAUCCCCUGCAGGGAUGUGAAGAUUCGCUGGCCCCAUGCCCCAGUGUUGCUGUCUGUGAGCAUUCCUCCCUAUUAACCAAACAGCAGAGUACAGCCACCUCUUACAAGGGCCAGGAAAACACCUUGCCCCUCAGCCUGUCCUGCGAGUGCAGUGGGAUCCCCUUCCCCACCCUGACCUGGGAGAAGGAUGGUACACCCCUGCCCCUGGACCUCGGGCGUCCCGCACCUAUCUCCGCAGGAGGGAGGCUGCUGUACAUUGAGAAGGUGCAGAUGGCAGAUGAGGGAUCUUACACCUGUGAGUGCAGCAAUGUGGCUGGCAGCAGCAGAAGGGAACACCGGCUGGAGGUGGAUGUUCUGCCUGUGAUCAAAGGCAGCGGUGAAGCCCCAAAGAAGGUUUCUGUGACCAAGGCCAGUGAGAUUACACUAGAAUGCGAAGCCACAGGAUCGCCACUGCCAACAGUCACAUGGGUGAAAGAUGGGCAGCCAGUGUUGAACGGGGAAGAGUUUCUUCUUAAGGACAAGGGGUGGAAGCUGCAUAUUCAGAGGGCACAGGUCAGCCAUGCAGGCCGCUACAGCUGUCUGGCGGCGAAUGCAGUUGGACAGGCGGAGAAGAAGUUUGAGCUUGCUGUGCAUGUUCCCCCUGAGCUUGUUAGGGGAGCAGGGCCAGUGACCAACAUCACUGUCUCUUUGCAUGGCGCCCUGACUCUCAUCUGUGAGGCUUCAGGCAUCCCAUCCCCAACGGUCAGCUGGUCCCGAGAGAACUCUCCCAUCAUCUCUGGCGAGCGCACACGCCUGCUUUCAGGUGGAUGGAUUCUGAGGCUAACGCGCAUACGAGCGCAAGAUGGAGGCCUCUAUUCCUGCAUAGUGAGCAAUGUCGCUGGGGAAGCUAGGAAGGAUUUCAAUGUGGAGGUCGUAGGUCCUCCCAGCAUCGAGAACGCGGGUGAGGAAGAUAGAGUUGAAGUGCCCGAGGGUCAGUCUGUCAGCUGGUCCUGCAUAGCAAGAGGCAAUCCCAAACCAGAGAUUACUUGGUUAAAAGACGGCAGCCCUGUGCUUAGCAGAGACGGCUAUGACAUAUCCCCGGACAGAUCUGUCUUGCAGAUAAACCAAACCACCCUUUCCAACGCAGGCCGCUAUUCCUGCGUGGCCUCCAAUGCCGUGGCUGAUAGAACCAAACACUAUCAGCUCAGUGUUCUAGUCAGUCCCACGUUUCCUGGAGCGAGCCACCAGAGUGCCACGGACGAUGUUACCGUAGUGAUCAAUAGCCCAGUGUCCCUGCCCUGUGGGGCACUGACCCAUCCUUCCUCCACCGUCACCUGGCUGAAGGACGAGGUUCCCUUCCAAGCAUCCACAAAUGUCCGGUUGCUCUCUGGUGGCAGGGGGCUCCAGAUUCUGAAUGUCCAGGAAGAGGAUGCUGGCAGGUACACCUGUGUCGUCACCAGUGAGCUCGGGGAGGCAGUGACGAGCUAUGAAGUGAGGGUCCUUGUUCCUCCUUGGAUUGCUAAAGAUGAUUCCUUGGGGGAAUCUGGCGUGAAGGAGGUGAAAACCAAGGUCAACAACACCCUGACACUAGAAUGUGAGUCCUGGGCUGUGCCUGAGCCGACCAUACAGUGGUACAAGGAUGGGCAGCCCCUGGAGAGUGACAGCCGUCUACAAGUUCUCAGCGAUGGGCAGCUUCUUCGGAUCAGACCCACCCGUGUCUCGGAUGCAGGGCGCUACACCUGCCUUGCCGCCAACCCAGUGGGUGAAGAUGAUAAGGACUUCAGGGUGCACAUUCAAGUGCCCCCCAUGUUCCAGAAGCAGGGAAAUCCCAACACGGCCUUCCAGACCCGCUACCAGGAGGAAGACCAGGAUAGAAAAGUGAUGGAGCACCGGGAGGUGACCAUCAACAGCCCGGCCUCCCUGUAUUGUGACACGAAUGCCAUCCCACCCCCGAAAUUCACCUGGUACAAAGAUGGAGAGCCCCUCUCUGCUGCGGAGAGGGUUUUAGUAUUGUUAGGUGGACGUAUCCUACAGAUCCCUGCGGUCAGGGCCGAGGAUGCUGGGAGAUACACGUGCCAGGCAGCCAAUGAGGCAGGAGAGGACUGGCUUCACUACGAGCUGCUAGUUCUGUCUGCCCCCCUAAUCCAUGGGAACAAGGAGGAGUCGGUAGAAGGGGUGACAGUGGCUGCAAACAGCACGGCCCAGCUGAAAUGCGAAGUCACCGGAGACCCAGUGCCUGCAAUUACCUGGCUCCACAAUGACUUGCCUUUCACUAUUAGCCCUCGGCACCAGCUUCUGGAGGGUGGCAGGCUCCUGCAGGUGGCGUCAGUAGAGGUGGCUGACGCUGGCAGCUACGUGUGUGUGGCGGAGAAUCAGGAGGGCUCUGCAGAAAAGCGCUUUGUUCUCACAGUUCAAGUCCCCCCAGCCAUCAAGAACCCGCAUGAGGAGACAAUCCACGGAGCCAUGGGGAGCCUCCUUGUUCUGAACUGCGAGGCGGUCGGUGUUCCUCCUCCUUCCAUCACCUGGCUGAAAGACGGGGCGUUGCUUGAGAGCAGCAUGGAGCAGGGAGUGGUGUCCCGGGGCGGCCAGCUACAGCUAGCCCCCCGGUACACCUGCCUGGUGCAGAGCCUUGAGGCACAGGCGCGCAAGGAGUUCACCGUCUCGGUGCAUGUGGCACCCAGAAUCCUCAGUGCAGACACCCCCAGUGAACGCAGCGUCCUGGAGGGCACCAGGGUGGCUCUGGAGUGUGAAGUGGAAGGGCAGCCAGCGCCGGACGUCACGUGGCUGAAGGAUGGGAGACCACUGGAACUGCCUGCUCCCCCUCGCCUCCGGCUGUCUCCUGACGGCAGCUCCUUGCUCCUCGAGGGCCUGCAGGCGUCCGACUCAGGGGCAUACACCUGUCUGGCUCAGAACAGGGCGGGAGAGGACUCCAAGCUCCAUGUGUUGAACGUCCUGGUUCCCCCUACUAUCGAGAGAGGUGCCAACGACUCUGAGGUCAUCCGCAGUGUCCCCUUGAGGCUGGUUACCAUGGAGUGCCAAGCCCGGGGGUCCCCUCCCUUGCAGAUCAGCUGGCUGAGGGACGGACUGCCCCUCCCUCUCUCCCACCGGGUCAGGCUGCUUUCUGCAGGACGCCUCCUCAGGAUCUCUCUCGUGCAGGACACAGACACUGGAAUCUACACCUGCGUUGCAGCCAGCCGGGCGGGAGUCGCAGAGCGAAGCUUCGUCCUACAGAUCCAGGCACCUCCCACCCUGGAGCCCUCGGAGAGCAGCGAGGCCGUGACCGCAAAGACCAACUCCUCUGUGACCUUCAGCUGUGCAGCCAGUGGGUCGCCGCUGCCCAUGCUGACCUGGCUGAAGGAUGGCGAGCCCCUGACUCUGCAAAACAACCUGGUGCCCAACAGCCCAGGCACGAAGCUUCACCUGGAGUCGGUGCAGCCUGCCGAUUCAGGGGUCUACUCCUGUGUUGCUGAGAACGAGGCUGGGGGAGUGAGCAAGCACUUCCACCUCUCUGUCAUGGAGCCCGCGCGCCUGGCGGAUUUGGCCCCGCCCACGGAGAUCGCUGCCGCCAUUGGCGCGCCCUGUGUCCCUGCAGCGCCUGCUACCGCGCAGCACUCCGGCGAGACGCGCCCUGUCCCAGCGCUGGCUGGCAGGCAGCUCACCCUGGAGUGCCCUGUGGACACUGACCCGCCGCCCCGCAUCGAGUGGCGCCGAGGGGGGUCCCUGCUGCAGGAGGAUGCCCGCGUGCGAUUUCGGGCCCAGGGGCGCUUCCUUCAGAUCCAGGCUGUGGGAGCGCCUGACGGCGGAGAAUACAGCUGCACGGCCAGCAGCGCGCUGGGGAGAACCAGCCUGCGCUUCCAUGUGGAGAUCCACACUGUCCCUGUGAUAAAGCCAGGCCCCUUGGCUGUGAGUGCCACUGUGAAUGAGUCAGCUCUGCUGCCCUGCAAGUCCGAGGGACUGCCCACACCGCAGAUCACAUGGAGAAAGGAUGGCCGGCUCCUGCUGCCGGCCGGGAGCCUCAGGUUGGAGCUGCUGUCGGACGGCUCUCUGCGAAUAGACCCAGUUCAGGUCCAGGACGCAGGGUAUUACCUCUGCGUGGCGUCUAGCCCUGCUGGGUCUGACCGACGGGCCCUGGACCUCCGAGUCUUAGUCCUCCCUGCCAUUGCUCCGGGGCCCUCCAACCUCACCCUGACGGCCCUCAGCCCGGCCUCGCUCACUUGCGAAGCUACUGGCCUCCCCAAGCCUCACGUGACCUGGAAGAAAGAUGGAGAGCCCCUGGACGUGGACCUCCCGCAGAGCCCAUACAGGUUACUGCCCUCUGGCUCCCUGCUGAUUGCCAGCCCCGGCCUCCAGGACUCGGCGCAGUUCGAGUGCAUCGUGAGGAACCCGGUGGGAGAGGCUCGCCGGCUCCUGACCCUGGCUGUGCAGGCCCCUCCCACGGUGGCAGACGACCGCACGGAUUUCACGGCCACCCGCAUGGCCCCGGCCAUUCUGACCUGCUACGCCUCUGGGGUGCCAGCACCAGCUGUGGCCUGGAGCAAAGAUGGAGCCCAGCUGGGAAAGCGAGGCAGCGGCUACCGCCUCUUGCCAACAGGUAUCAGAAACACCAGCCCACGAAUGGGGGUGCACCCCGGGCCCUCCACCUGCACGGCCAGCAACGCCGCCGGCGUGGCACACAAGCACGUCCUACUGACGGUGCAAGAGCCCCCCGCCGUGCAGCCCCUGCCCAGCUUGGUGCAGGUGAGGGUCAAUGCUGCUGUGGUUUUGCCCUGCGAGGCCUCUGGGCUCCCGCGCCCCGUGAUCACAUGGCAGAAGGAAGGGAUCAACAUACCAGCAGGAGCCGGUUUCAAGAUGCUCCCCAAUGGGCAUCUGCAUCUGUCCCGGGCCUCUGUGCAGGACGCUGGGGUUUAUCUGUGUGUGGCUCAGAACCCCGCAGGCACCGCGCUGGGGAAGACCAGACUGAUCGUGCAAGUGCCGCCAGUCAUUGAGGCUGGCCAGCUGGAGCUGUCCAUCCUGGAGGGCUUGCCUGUUCUCCUGCCUUGUGCAGCGCGGGGAGUCCCUGAACCCAGAGUCACCUGGUCCAAAGAUGGGGUCCCAGUGCCGGGGAUGGAGGGGAAGUUCACCUUGCUGCCAUCUGGGGGGCUGAUGGUGAAGGACUCCCAGGGAGGGGAUUCCGGGACGUACACCUGCACUGCAGAAAACUCUGCCGGGAAAGCCAGGGUGCAGCUCCAGCUCUCCGUCCACAUCCCUCCCACCUUCACAGAGCUGCCAAGGGACCAGACGCUGAACAGGGGCGAGAGGAUGAGGCUUGGCUGCGUCGCUAAGGGGAACCCAAUGCCCCACAUCACCUGGCUGCUCAACAAUAAACCGGUCAGAGCGGGCGUCUGGGAGCGGAACGGGCAAAGCAUGCUGCAGAGGGAGGCUGUCACCCAGGAGGACAGCGGCACCUACUCCUGCGUGGCCGAGAACGGCGUGGGCAGCGUCAAGGCCGUGGCAUUCAUCUAUGUGAAAGGUGCCGGGACAGGGGCUCCAGUCCUGCGGGGCGAAGUGAGGGCCUACCAGGUGGAGCCCCUCGGGGGCAACGCCCUCCUGAACUGCGAUGCCUACAGCGAGCCUGCUCCGCUCAUCCACUGGAAUAAAAACGGGCGCCCCCUGCUGGGCAGCCCCCGCCUACACCAGCUCCAGAAUGGCUCACUGGCCAUCUACGGGACGGUGCACGACGACGCGGGACGUUACAAGUGCAUGGCGGAGAACGAGCUGGGCGUGGUGGAGAAGGAGAUCACCCUCGCCCUGCAGAGUGCCCCUGUGUUCAGCGUGACGCCUCAAGACAUGACUGUGAGUGCUGGGGAGGAGGUGAUGCUGCACUGCCAGGCUACGGGAGAGCCAGCUCCCACAGUGGAGUGGAUCAGAGAAACAAAACCCCUCCAGGAGAACCACCGAGUCCAGGUCCUGGCCAACGCCACGCUGCUGAUCAGCGCCGUGGAGGGGACGGACGCGGGGCGGUACGAGUGUGUUGCACGCAAUCCGAUGGGAUCCUCUGUCAUCCGGGCCUUCCUGACAGUGCGAGGAGAGCCCAUCAGAGUCCGGGGCAGUCUGAUCGGCAUCAUCAACGACCAAGAAUUUGGCAUUGCCUCUCUGAAUGCCAGCGUGACGGAGGAUCCCCGGUCUGGCCUGGCCACCCUGCGGAGCAGCAUCGGGAAUAUCCCACCAGCUGUCGGGCCGCUGCUGAGAGUCCUGGUCCCUGUCAUGGCUCCAAUCUACUGGUCCUUUGCACGGCAGAGCGGCGGGGCCAGGAACGGCCUCUCGCUGACGGGCGGUGUCUUCCGGCAGGAGUCCCAAGUGGAGUUUGCCACAGGGGAGCGUCUCCGGAUCGCACACGUUGCCCGCGCGGCGCUUCUCUUCGACGCCGUGGUCAAUGGGUUCGUGCCGGAGAGCGUCGCUGAUGCGGACGUGCUUUUCCAGGAUUUCAGCGAGCGCCACGUGCAGACGGGGGCCGGGCAGCUGCACGUGGAGUCUGUGCAGAGCUUCCUGCAGGACGGGCUCCCGGUUCAGAUCCGCUGGAACCACAGCAUCGAGUACGCCGCCGCCCGGGGCUGGCAGCCCUUCCCGGUGCAGCGCCCCCAGGCCAGGGCCAUCAAAUCCUCCUUCCCCCCAGCCAUGCAGGAGCUGCUCUUCCAGCUCAGCUCCUCCCUCCAUGCAGAUCUGGACGAGUGCGCCAAGGGAACCCACGCGUGUCGCUACAACCAGGUCUGUGAGAGCACCCUCGGCGGGCACCGCUGCAUGUGUCCCCGCGGCUACAGGACCCAGGGCACCGGCCGACCCUGCUUGGACAUAAACGAAUGCCAGCGGGUGCCCCCGCCAUGCGCUUUCCAGUGCCACAACCUCCAGGGCAGUUACAAAUGCCUGUGCCCGCCGGGGGAGGGGGUCCGGAGGCGGACCCCCCCCAGCCGAUGGCCGGGGGAAGGCUCUUACACCCGGCUCUCCUUCAGCCAGCCUGGUAACGCCCUGAGCCCUGGCAUCCGGGCCCCGUGCCCGGCGGGAUUCACCAGGCGGAAUGGACUUUGCACUGACCUUGACGAGUGUCGGGUGCGGACCCUGUGCCAGCACGAGUGCAGGAACACCGAGGGCAGCUACCAGUGCUUGUGCCCUGCCGGCUACCGGCUGCUGCCUUCUCCUCUCUCCUCUGCAGACAUAGACGAAUGCGCCGAGGGGAGGGUUCACUGCAGCCCAGACCAGCUGUGCUUUAACACGCGGGGCGGCUCCCAGUGCCUGGAUGCGCCCUGCCCUGCCGGCUACAGGAGAGGCGCCAGCCCAGGAGUGUGCUUCCGCCGCAGCUCUGGAGGCCCCUUCACCCUGCAGUACGAGCUUCUCACGCUGCCCUUUGGCAUCCCGGCCGGGCACGAUGUUGUCCAGCUCACCGCCUCCUCCCGAGGGAGCCUCCUGCAGAACCGCACCGUCUUCACGCUGCUGGAAAAGGACCCGGGCAGCCCCUUCACCCUCCGGGAUGAGAGAGGCCAGGGCGUCCUCUCCACGCUGCGCCCGCUCCACGCCGCCGGCAUCUAUCGGCUGAAGGUGCAGGCCCUGGCCCAUGGCAAGCAGCGGGCAUGGAGUGUGUUCAUCAUCCUCGUUUCCGUCUCACCCUACCCCUACUAAUGGCAGCCAGGGGGCGCUGGGAUGGGCAGGGGAGGUGGGGAAGUGCUGAUCCUAUGCCCCAAACCCUGCCAGACAGUGUCUCCUUCCACUUCUGCUCCUGGGGCCAUCUCCCGGCAGGCGCACUCAGCUCAUCUGAGAGGAGCUUCUCCCUUUGCUCCGUCCUAUGUGUGCGCUUGGGAUGCCCAGGGCCUGUUGCCUGCCCUCAGCUCCGUGCCCCGCUGGAGGGCCCCUCUGGUUCCUGUACAGCACCCCUCCUUUGGCUCCCAGCCAGGGUUGCCAGCCCUGCAGGAUUGUCCCGGAGUCUCCAGGAAUUAAAGAUUAACCCUUCAUUUAAAGGUUAUGUCAUGUGAUGAACCCUCCAGCAAUACAUCCCACCAAAGCUGGCCCCCUUCUCCCAGCCCAGUGGCGUAAUCCCUUGGUGAGCUCAAUUGCACUGACCCGUGGGACCAGGGCCAAGACAGUUUGAGGCCCCCAAACACUGACCUCCCGUUGACUGGACUUAGCCCCCAUCGCUUCACCUCCUAGCUCAGCAGAGGAGUGUGUGCUCAGGCUCUGCCAUUGGGAGAUGAGGGGUGUAAACAUCAGAUGCUACUGGCACUUGUCUCUUGCAACACGUGGCUGUCCUUGGGCCUGGUAUCACAUGCAGCUUUUGAGCAAACAGAGCUGCUUGCAAUCAGAGCUGAGAUACUGAGAGCCCGGCCGGGGAAGCUGCCAGGCGGCUGUUAGGUCUUGGCUCUCAGGAGAAGCCUGUGACUCGCCUGAGAGAUGCUGGAGAUACGAGGCCAUAACUCUUCAGUUUGCAUUGGGGUAGCAGCUAGACCCCGUCUGAGAUUGCAGCCCCGUUGCUCAAGGGUGGGAGAGGAAACGGAGGCCCCAAGAGGUCGCCAGCAAGUCAGUGCCCAAAAUCAGGCAGAGAACCUAAGUCCCCACCCGGUGCGCGCUCAGGCUCCUCGAACAGCUGUGGCCCUGCCAACAUGCAGACUGCUGCUUCCAGCAUGCACUGUACCGUCUAGGGGGCUGGCCAAACGGGUCAAACAGCUGCUCCUAGGGGAGUGUGACGGCUAAAUAGCCUGUCACAGCGCUGGGGGAUGCAGAGGGUGAAAAAGCCCAGCUGAUGUGGCAGGGCUGGGAAGGGAGUCGCGGGGCUAAAGGGUGUAUCGCUCACCGCAUAUGGAAAGGUUAUUGGGUCCCUUGUGCUCGGUCUUUUAUUAUAAUGAAAUUAUCAUACUGGUUUCUCUGCCAACUUAUUUAUUUCUGGUUUUGUACCAAAUAAAGGUGAUUUUGUGAGUAAAACAA
Pelodiscus sinensis (Chinese soft-shelled turtle) is the source of this 15987-nucleotide messenger RNA. NCBI's taxonomy places the organism in Eukaryota, Metazoa, Chordata, Testudines, Trionychidae. The record is from RefSeq and is a predicted model, not a curated record.